AUGAAGUCUUUCAUCUUCUUGUUGGCUCUUGCCCUAGUGGGCAGUGAACACACCAGCAGAUAUGGUAUUUUCUCCGAAAACAGCCAGCAUAUCUACAGGUAUGAAGGCGUAAUUCUAUCUGGGCUGCCGGAGAGAGGCUUGAUCCAAGCUGGUUUGAAGAUCAACAGCAAAGUGAAAAUCACAGGCAUAGGGACAAAACAGUACCUUCUGCAAAUUGUAGGUCUUCGGAUCCAAGAGCUCAAUGGAAUUUGGCCGAAAGAUCCAUUCACCUGCCAGAAGUUGACUGAACGAUUGGCUUCACAAUUGACCCAGCCUGUGAAGUUUGAGUACAGUAAUGGGCGUGUGGGAAACAUCUACACACCGAUCAACUUGCCUGAAGACACCCUGAACAUCUACAGAGGGAUCAUCAACAUCUUCCAGAUCACCAUCAAGAAAUCACAGAACUUCUAUGAUUUACAAGAGGCUGGAAUUGAAGGAGUAUGCCAUGCAAGGUACGUUGUCCAAGAAAACAAGAAAAAGGAACGCUUGACCAUAGCAAAGUCUAAAGACCUGACCAAUUGCCAAGAGAGGGCUGUAAAGAACACCGGCAUGGCCUACGCAGAACUCUGCUCCACCUGCCAACAGAGAGGCAGGAACAUCCGUGCAUCCUCAACUUUCACCCUGAUCCUGAAACCAACAGCUUCUGGAGCGAUCCUUCAGGAAGCCAGAGUCCGCGAGGUGCAUCAGUUUACACCUUUCCACGAACAGGACGGAGCACUUCGGCUUUGAGGCAAGGUUCUGAGUAACGUUUCUCAUUGCAGGCAGAGCCUCAAGCUGGAACAGAUUACAACAGCAUCAGUACAUACAGUACCAGAGCUCCAGAAUCGGAACAGCCUUCAGUACCAUAGUGACAGAAGCAUACUCCAACAACCAUUCACACUGAUUUGGGACCAAAAUGUGAUCACUAAGAUAAAGGAUACCUUGGAUCACAUUGCCAAACACAAUGUACAAGAUAUCCAUGCAGAUGCUCCAACUAAGUUCCUGCAACUUAUUCAACUCCUCCGAUCUGUUCAACAUUCUACUCUAUCAGAAGCUUGGAAGACAAUUAACAGCUUGACUGAGUUAAGGCGCUGGUUCAUUGAAGCACUUCCUGCUGUUGGAACAAUUGACUCACUGAAAUUUCUCAAGACCAGAAUUCAAAAUUCUGAGCUCAGCAAACUGGAGAUUCUUCAGACCUUGCUCCUUGCAAUGCAUCAAGUCAAAACCGAUCGUCAAGUUAUGAUUGUAGCUCUUGAGAUAAUCAACCUGACUGUGAUCAAGGAAAAUAUAUUCCUCCGCAAGGCUACCCUCCUUGCCUACGGCUCAAUGAUAAACAGAUUCUGCUCACAACGGGUGACUUGCCCAGAUGACGUGCUGAAGCCCCUCCACAACCUGCUCACAGAAGCCAGCAGUCAGCGUGACGAUGACAAAAUCGCUCUGAGCCUCAAAGCGAUCGGCAACGCAGGGCAGCCGGGGAGCAUCAAGAGCAUCGUGAAGCUGCUGCCAGGGCUUGGAACGCAGGCCAACACCCUCCCUUUGAAAGUCCGGGUCGACGCCAUUAUGGCCUUGACUAACAUCGCAAAGAAGGACGCCAAAACUGUACAACGCAUCACCAUGCAAACCUUGCUCAAUCGUAAGAACCAUCCUGAAGAACGAAUGGUGGCUUGCGCAGUGCUCUUCCUCACCAAGCCACCUCUGACUUUAGUGACCAUAGUGGCUAGCUCACUGCUCACCGAGACCAGCUUGCAAGUGGCCAGUUUUACCUACUCGUACAUGGGAGCACUGUCCAGGAGUUCAUUACCAGGACUCUAUUCACUAGUUACUUCCUGCAACCUGGCCUUGAAGUUCUUGAGCCCCAAACUUGAACAGCUUGGUCACCGAUUCAGCAAGGUUUACCUCGUGGACACAUUUAUGUAUCAACUGAUGGCAGGGGUAUCGACCAAAGCUCUAUUAAUCAAGACCUCCAGCACCAUCAUUCCAACAGCCUUAAUAGCCAAAGUCAAGGGUCAUGCACUAGGAGGUGCAUCAGAUCUUUUGGAGGUUGGUCUACGAGCUGAGGGUCUCCAGGAGGUCAUCAUGAAGUUUCGCUCAUCAAGCAUCAGGAUCACGGAGAACAAAAUUAUUCAACGCAUCUUGAACAAAAUUGUAAACUGGAAGGAUUUGCCAGAAGAGGAACCAUUGGCAUCAGCCUAUGUCAGAGUAUUCGGACAGGAACUGGCAUUCUCUCAACUCAGAAAGGACGACAUUGAACAAAUUAGAAAGUUCUUGACGGAACCAUUCAGCAAGCAGUGGGUGAAAUACAUAAAUCAACUCAGCAAGGGGAUCAACUUCCAAACCGCCAAGGCGGUCGUGACCAGUGAGAUCCGCCAUAUUGUUCCCACCGUAGUCGGUUUCCCAUUGGAACUGAGCCUCGUUACGGCUGGUCUGGCGGUGGCCAAAGGAAACAUUGAAGUUAAUUCUGAACGCCCCAUUUCUCUAUUUUCUGAUUUGACCUCCCACCGAAUUCAGGUGAAGUCUCGUCUCGUUAUCAGUGCGUAUCUUUAUGCCAGAGCAUACUUGGGAAUAAAUAUGCCAAGUCUCCAGUCAGGUGUGACAAUCGAGACCAAUGUCCGGACAACUAUCCCUGUGGAGGUAACUGCAAAGAUGUGCUUGAAAGAGGGUAAUUUGAGGAUUGACAGUACUCCAGCUCAGAAGGAGACCAAGAUUCUCAGCAUGGAUUCUCAGGUUUUUGCUGUUUCAAGAAAUAUCGAGAAUCUCUCUAGAGAAAAAAUAACCGCGAUUUUGCCAGUGACAUCAAGGAAAGACAUUUCAAGCCAGAAAUUCAAAACUUCAUCUUGGUCAUCAGAAAUACCAGACGAUAGGACUGUAGCACAAAUCUCUCCAGAAACACUGUCUGACCAGAUCCCAUGCUCUGGAGAAGAUCGUCGCCCAUGGACACCUAACCACUCUUCUUAUCGUGCAUGUGUGAAUGCGCCGAAAAUCGGUGUCCAAGCUUGUCUGGAUGCCUUGAUGGAGAAUGCUCUUUUCAUCAGACAUAGUCUAUUGUACCAGAUCAUUGGAAGAUACCAGCUUAACAUCACCACUUUACCAAUUAGUUCAGGGGCAGAUAUUGAGAAGAUUGUGCUGGAGAUACAGACUGGAGCCAAGUCACCGUCAAAGAUGAUUCGGUCUGAAGACAAGGAGACAAACAUAGGAAGAACUCUGACUGAGCUGGAUCAAGAUCAAUUGAAGGCAGUUCUGUUAAAGACAACAAGCCAGUCUAUGAAGUACAACACUACACUGAGCAAAGGCCAUUCCAGCUCCAGUUCCAGCAGUUCCAGCCGAUUGAUCACCACCAGCAUCAGCAGCACCAGCAGCAGCAGCAGCAGUAGCAGGAGGGGCAGCCAGAGGACGAGCAGGGCCGGGGGCAGGCACAGCAGUCAGCUCCUCCACAGCUCUGAACGUGCAAAGGUCACGAUCACAGGGGGGAUCACUGCCUCCACAUCAAUACACCGAUCCGCUUCAGACAUGAUCACCAGGAUUGGACAUGACUCUAGGUCGAGACAAAGUUAUGGUUCAUCUCUUCUCCGAUCAUCUAAGCAGCGUUAUCUGAUCAACAGUAUAGGGAUUCCAUUUCUGGUUGCCCUGCUUCGAGCAAGAAGGACUGAUGGUGUCCAGCAAGGCUACCAACUCACCGGAUACGGGAAGAUUUCAUCUCACCUGCCGAGGGUGCAUGUGCGUUUGGUGGAACUGAACCAAAGGAGCAACUGGAAGAUCUGCGCUGAUGCAUUAGUACCCAGCUCCCACAAAGUAGUGGCACUGGCAAGAUGGGGUGACAACUGUGAGAAAUACAAAGUUUCCGCUAAAGUGUCAAGUGGUCAGCUUGGAAGUCAACCAGCCAUCAGGGUUAAAAUGCAGUGGUCAAUGAUUAAUGACAAUCUGAAAUACGGUGGAAAACUGCUUGGAGACUACAUACCAGGGUUGGCCUAUGCACUGGGAUUAUCUCAGAAAUACAAACAUAAUCCCUCACGUCAGAUUACAGCACUGGUUGCUCUAACAUCCCCACAAACAAUGGACAUAAUCCUCAGGUUGCCCAAGAUGACAGUAUAUUAUCAGGGUCUACAGCUCCCCACCACCCUGCCUAUCCAGGUAGUGAGCAGACGUAUCCGGGAAAAAGGACUCAGCAGCUUAAAUGAAAUUCCAGAGCUGUUCUACAAAAUGAAUGAAAGAGAAUGCACUGCUGAAAGUGACACUGUGAGGACAUUUGACGGCAAGGAGUUGGAUCAUCGGAUCACCAAUGAUUGUUUCUAUAUCCUGACCCAAGACUGUACAGAUCGGCCAAAGUUUAUGUUGUUGCUGAGGCGUGCAGAAAGUGAUAAGUCAAAGAAGUCGAUCAAACUGAUUCUGUCACUGAGAAAUACGACCAUUGAUGCAAUUUAUUUGUCGGGCAGAAUUAAAAUGUUAGUCAAUGGUGGUGAACAUUCCCUGGACCAACCGAUUCCGAAUCUGCAAGAUAUUUUAACCAUUCAAUGGAAUGGGACAGGAAUUAUUCUGCAAGUCCCAUCAAUCAAUAUUGAAAAGUUGUACUUUGAUGGAGACAAAGUCCAGAUCAUCCUUGACCAGAUGAUGGGGAAGACAUGCGGACUUUGUGGCCUUAAUAACGGUGAGAGAAAGUUGACCAUGCCCAACCAGGAAGAGGCCAGAGAUGUGGAGCAGCUUUUUGAGUCCUGGUUGUGUUCAGGAACCUCCUGCAAGGAUGAUUGCCGAGUAAGACAAGAAUUUGUGGAACUAGGAAAGGUCGUUAAUUUUGAAGGACAGGCAUCCAGAUGCUAUUCAGUUGAAACAGUGCAACGGUGCCUGGCACGAUGCACACCAAUGGAAACACGGUCUCGCACUGUCAACUUCCACUGUGUACCAUCCAAUUUCACUGUGACUGACACUUCAAUCUUCAGUAGGAAGUCUGUGGACAUCAGUCAUGGUAUGGAUUCCCACACCGAUUGUUUGUGCAAGUGUACGGAAUAA
Pristis pectinata (smalltooth sawfish) is the source of this 5019-nucleotide messenger RNA. Its product is annotated as vitellogenin-like. Gene Ontology annotation, molecular function: lipid carrier activity. The record is from RefSeq and is a predicted model, not a curated record. Lineage: Eukaryota; Metazoa; Chordata; Chondrichthyes; Rhinopristiformes; Pristidae. Gene Ontology annotation, biological process: lipid transport.